AUGCUGACCCUGCCACAGACCCGUCGGAGAUGGUCAUUAGUGGUCUUCAUUCUGCUGGGUGCGGUGUUGCAGUGGCGGCCAACCUCUGUUCCACCAGCGUGGUGGCAACGUGGAUGGCCGCGGCAACGGGUUGACAGUGUGGCGGCAGCGGAGUUGUUAUCGCAGCUGGCAGUGGUUCUGAUGCCAAAAACGCCAAUUGAGGAACUGGUCCGCAGCUUUCCAUCACCAGAAGGGUGGAGUGGAAAUUAUUUGGAGCCAGACUUGGUGGCUUUUGGAGUGCUAAAGGAUCCGGAUGCGGCCUUGUUUGUGGAAUAUGACGGGGACGUGGAUCAUGCGAAAAGGGAAAGCAAGACCAAAGACCAGAAGAACCAAGCAUUGUUGGAAUAUGGGCCUCCAGGGUCAUGUGUCCUGCGCAUCAACCACAGGCACAGCAGUCCACUGAAGGAUCAAGUUCUUGAAAUCAGGGUGUGUCCCUGGCAGCCGCGAAACACGUCAUCCCUGCAAUCCGCGCUUGAAGACACGCUGACGCAGACAUUUCGAGCACUAGGGCAAGUUCUUUCUCCGAAAGCGGCAAAGCGCUUAGGUCGUCAAGCCAACAGAAGCUCCGUGAGGUUGUCAGCAGAGGCAGAGAAGUUCGUAGAACGCACAAUAGCUUUGAUCAAGCUCCUCCGACCGGUGACUUCAAGGACGCCAGCCAUGGAGUGGCUUUCGGACCUGGGGCUUAGCAAGGCUCAAGUUCUGAAGACCAUCACCCGAGUUCCCCGUAUUCUUGGCUGCGAUGUUGAAAAAAAGUUGAAGCCAACAGCAAAGUGGCUCUUAAAAAUGGGACUGACCCGGGCACAAGUUGCAAAGGUCGUGGCAGUAUUCCCCUCAAUUCUUGACUGCAGCAUUGAGCAGAACUUGGAGCCAACAGUUCAGUGGCUCUCUAACAUGGGGCUGACCAAGACACAAGUUGCCAAGGCCAUUGCAGUUUUUCCUCCAAUUCUUGUUUCGAGCAUUGAGCAGAAGUUGAGGCCGACUGUCCAGUGGUUGUUGAAUAUGGGCCUGAGCAAAACUCAAGCUGCAAGGGUAAUAGCAACACAGCCUCGGAUUCUUGGCUUCAGCAUUGAACAGAGCUUGAGGCCCACAGUUCGAUGCUUUUUUGAAAUUGGUCUAAGCACAGAUCAAGUUGCAAAGGCGAUAGCAGUUUUCCCUGCAAUUCUUGGCUACAGCAUCGAACAGAACUUGAAGCCCACCAUUCAGUGGUUUUGCAACAUGGGGCUGAGCAAAGCUCAAAUUGCAAAGGUAAUAGCAACAUUUCCUUCAAUUCUUGGCCUAAGCAUCAAUCAAAACUUGAAGCCGACGGCGGAUUGGCUCUCUAACAUGGGACUGAGCAAGGCACAAGUUGCGAAGGUAAUGGCAACGUAUCCUCAAGCCUUUGGCUACAGCAUCCAGGACAACUUGAAACCGACAGUUCAGUGGUUCUUGAAUUUGGGACUGAGCAAAACUCAAAUUUCAAAAGUAAUAGCAGCGAAGCCUCAAGCUCUUGGCUACAGCGUCCAGCAGAACUUGAAGCCCACAGUUCAGUGGCUCUUGGACAUCGGGCUUGGCCAAGAUCAAGUUGUGAAGGCUAUAGCCACCUGUCCUCAAAUCCUUGGCUUGAACAUUGAGAAGAAUCUGAAGCCAAAGCAAGCUUUGCUUGAAGCUGCGAUUGAGGCAACAGAUGCUGCAGACUUGAUUAGCAGAUUUCCGCAGAUUUUUUCAUAUAGCUAUCAGCGCUUGUCCUCUCGCUUGAGAUUUCUUUCAGAAAUAAAUGAGACUCAAAUGCUAGCAUCGGCCAUGUCGUACACCGAAGAUGGCUUCUCGAAGCGCUUUCAUGUGAGAGAACCCAUGUGGUGGCAGCGCGGAUGGCCGCGGCAACGUUUUGGCACUGUGGCAGAAGCAGCGUUGUUAUCAAAGCUUGCAGAGGUCUUAAUGCCAAAAAAACAGAAGCAGGAACUGUUCCGGAGCUUUCCAUCACCAGACGGGUUGGACGAGGAGUAUUUGGAGCCGGACUUGGUGGUGUAUGGACUGCUAAAGGAUCCAGAUGCGGCCUUGUUUGUGGAAUAUGACGGGGACGUGGAUCGUGCGAAAAGGAAAAGCAAGACCAAAGACCAGAAGAACCAAGCAUUGUUGAAAUAUGGGCCUCCAGGGUCAUGCGUCCUGCGCAUCAGCCACACCCACAGCAGCCCACUGAAGGAUCAAGUUCUUGAAAUCAGGGUGUGUCCCUGGCAGCCGCGCAACACGUCAUCCCUGCAAUCCACGCUUUCCGACACGCUGACGCAGACAUCUCAAGGACUUGAGCAGGUUCUUUCUUCGAUAGUGGCCAAACGUUUGAGCCGCCGAGCAAGCAAACUCUCUAUGAGGCUGUCUCGGAGUGUAGAGAAGCUCGGAAAGGCUCAAAUUGUCGAGAGAAUCACCAGCUCUUCCCAUAAGCUUGGCUGCAACUGUAAGCAAAACUUGAAGCCAAUAGUUCAGUGGCUCGUAGACAUGGGGCUGACAGAGCAACAAGUUGCAAAUGUAAUAGCAAAGUUUCCUCGAGUCCUUCGCUUCAGCAUCGACCAGAACUUGAAGCCGACAGUUCAGUGGCUCUUGGACAUCGGGCUUGGCCAAGAUCAAGUUGUGAAGGCUAUAGUCACCUAUCCUCGAAUCCUAUGCUUGAGCAUUGAGAAGAAUCUGAAGCCCAAGCAAACUUUGCUUGAAGCUGCGAUUGAAGCGACAGAAUGUGCAGACUUGAUUAGCAGAUUUCCGCGCAUUUUUUCAUAUAGCUAUCAGCGCUUGUCCUCCCGCUUGCGAGUUCUUGCAGAACGAAAUGAAACGCAUAGGCUGCCCAGGUUAGUAUAUGCCAUGACAUGCACCGAAGAUGGCUUCAAGAAACAUUUUGAGCAUUCGUCAGGCUAG
This is a messenger RNA of Durusdinium trenchii, 2919 nucleotides long. NCBI's taxonomy places the organism in Eukaryota, Dinophyceae, Suessiales, Symbiodiniaceae. The record is from the annotation of a GenBank genome assembly.